This is a messenger RNA of Trichoplax adhaerens, 507 nucleotides long. RefSeq lists its product as uncharacterized. Lineage: Eukaryota; Metazoa; Placozoa; Uniplacotomia; Trichoplacea; Trichoplacidae. Gene Ontology annotation, biological process: muscle structure development; actin cytoskeleton organization. The record is from RefSeq and is a predicted model, not a curated record. The transcript has 3 exons. Gene Ontology annotation, molecular function: muscle alpha-actinin binding; actin binding. Gene Ontology annotation, cellular component: stress fiber; adherens junction; filamentous actin. The annotation marks the transcript as partial.
GGUCCACAUUUAAUGGCUAUGAAUAAGCCUUGGCAUCCAGAACAUUUUCUGUGUCGUGAAUGUGGAAAGUCUUUGAGGGGUAUAGAAUUUAUCGAAAACGACGGUUUUCCGUACUGUGUAGAGGACUACUAUAAUCUAUUUGGAAACAAAUGUGCUGGCUGUGGCGAACCAAUUAAGGAGAACUAUAUUAAUGCAAUUGGUAAAACUUGGCAUGCAGAACACUUUGUUUGCUGUUUGUGUGAUAAACAGUUGGGAAAUAUUCCGUUUCAUGUCGAUAAUGGUAAACCUUACUGUGAAUUUCAUUAUGAAGAGUUAUUUGCAACUAGAUGUCAUAAAUGUGAUGAAGCUGUAAAAGCUGGAGAGCAGUGGAUUGAAGCCCUGGGUCAUAAUUGGCACAAAAGAUGCUUUCGAUGUGUGGAGUGCCAAAUUGAACUUCAUGGAAAGAGCUUUUAUUCGCGAGAAGACCAUCCAUACUGCAGUGAGCAUAGGCAUCUUAUUUCAACCUAA